CUCUUAUCUCUCUCUCAUAAAUUCCAGUUCCAUCAUAUUCACGAAGUUAAUUCUAUUCAGUUUAGAUCCCCAAAUAUUAACAAAUAGUUUCAUUCAACAUCCUAUUUUUCUGGGAAAUUAAGUCAGUUUCCAUCGUCGAAAUGUCGGAUUUUAGAGGUUAAAGCUUUUCUUUUCCUACACAGUUGUACAUGAUUUCUUGCAUCGUUCUUUUGUCUAAUUGGGUAAAUAUGACAAACGAAAAUCUGGUCUCAGCCGAAGCAGAAGAGCGUCUCCUGUCGUCAGAACACGGUGCUAAAAUCGAGGUGAGGGAUCUGACGAAGUUGUCGGACAAGGAUGUAAGGAUUCUGAACAAGGUCAACGUUGACAUUCCGAGAGGGGUCGUGAUGGGGGUGAUGGGACCCAGCGGCAGCGGCAAGUCAACUCUGCUGCGUGCGUUUAACCGGAUGUGGGAGCCGGCCCCCGGUUCCGUUUUCCUUGACGGCGUCGACAUCUGCGACCUCGAUGUUCUCUCUCUCCGCCGCAAAGUUGGCAUGCUCUUCCAACUUCCUGUUCUCUUUCAAGGCAGCGUGGCAGAUAACAUUCGGUAUGGGCCGCAGUUAAGAGGGAAGAAGCUGAGCGACGAGGAGGUGUAUAACUUGCUUGCUCUAGCGGACCUGGAUUCGUCGUUCAGCAGCACCUCCGGUGGAGAUUUAUCCAUUGGCCAAGCCCAGAGAGUUGCUCUGGCUAGGACCUUGGCAAAUGACCCUGAGGUUCUGCUGCUGGACGAGCCAACGAGCGCCUUGGAUCCAAUAUCCACUCAAAACAUAGAAGACGUUCUAGUGAGGUUGAAGAAAGACGUCGGUAUGACUAUUGUUAUGGUUUCCCAUAGCAUCAAGCAGAUACAGAGGAUAGCUGAUGUGGUCUGUCUUGUUGUCAACGGUGAAAUUGUCGAAAUCUUAGACGUGCAACACCUCUCCGAGGCCAAGCACCCCACGGCAAGAGCCUUCCUUCACCUUAACUCCUAACUGCAAUCACUCCUUCAAUUCUUAUUCAUGGCCUUUGGUUUCACCCUUGUUUCAGUUUCCCAGUUGUGCACUAUUUUCAAAUUUACAGUUAAUUUCUGUAGUAAGUAAUACUGUAACACAGGUUACUAAUAUGUGAAAAUAUACAGUUAAUUAAUAUUCUGUAGUAAUA
This is a messenger RNA of Salvia splendens (bonfire salvia), 1173 nucleotides long. RefSeq names its product ABC transporter I family member 17. The record is from RefSeq and is a predicted model, not a curated record. Gene Ontology annotation, molecular function: phosphate transmembrane transporter activity; ATP hydrolysis activity; ATP binding. Gene Ontology annotation, biological process: phosphate ion transmembrane transport. Bases 189 to 1004 code for a protein of 271 amino acids. Gene Ontology annotation, cellular component: membrane. NCBI's taxonomy places the organism in Eukaryota, Viridiplantae, Streptophyta, Magnoliopsida, Lamiales, Lamiaceae. The transcript is spliced from 2 exons.